CUGGCAUUCUCUCUCUCACUCUCUCUCCACCCCCUUUCAGAGCGUCAUGCCGAGGCAGUUGGUUCGCUCCGCCGUGUCUGGGGCUCAGCGAGAGCUGUGAGAGGCUGUUAUUUAGGUCUGUUACAGCAGACAGGGAGCAGCUCACCCAAGGGCAGGGGGAGAAGAGAGAGUCAGAGAGAGAGAGUCAGAGUAACGCUCAGCUCAGCCAGGCAGGAACCAGAUCUGCAUUCCAGCUGAGAGGGAGAGAGGGGAAACUCCAGCAUCGGCAGGAAAGGGCAGCAGUGAGAGUGACAGCCAGAGAUAAGUGGAGGCAGGGAAGGGAAGGUAGCAGAUCCGGCUAGCUGUUGCUGCUGCUGUUUGUUGUUGUCACUGCCUCAGUGAGUGACGUGAGCGCUGGAAGCAGGACAGGACGCAGGCAGGACUGAGGGCUCUUAGUGAUUUUUGCUGACNGGGGGGGGGUGCCAUGUUUGACUGUAUGGAGGCUCUGGGAAUGGGCCCCCGUCAGCUCUAUGAUGUCACCAGCCGCGGUGCAUGCAUGCUGCGGAAGGCAAGCCCCUUCUUUGCCGGGCUGGACCCCUUCGCCUGGACGGGCAGUGCCAGUGUUCAGUCGGUGGAGACCCAGAGCACCAGCUCAGAGGAGAUGUUACCCAGUUCUCCAUCUCCACCUCCCCCACCUCGUGUCUACAAGCCCUGCUUUGUGUGCCAGGACAAGUCCUCGGGGUACCACUACGGGGUCAGCUCCUGUGAGGGCUGCAAGGGUUUCUUUCGCCGCAGUAUCCAGAAGAACAUGGUGUACACCUGCCACCGAGACAAGAACUGUCAGAUUAACAAGGUCACUCGCAACCGCUGCCAGUACUGCAGGCUGCAGAAGUGCUUUGAGGUCGGCAUGUCCAAGGAAGCAUCUUGUUUUUCUUUUUUUAAAGCGGUGCGUAAUGACAGAAACAAGAAGAAGAAGGAUGUGAAGGAGGAGUUGGUGCUUCCAGAGAGCUAUGAGCUAAGCGGAGAGCUAGAGGAGUUGGUCAAUAAAGUCAGCAAAGCUCACCAAGAAACCUUCCCGUCACUUAUCCAAUUGGGCAAAUACCACACCAACUCUAGCUCAGACACCCGUGUCCAGCUGGAUCUGGGUUUAUGGGACAAGUUCAGUGAGCUCUCCACCAAAUGCAUCAUCAAGAUUGUGGAAUUCGCCAAACGUCUGCCGGGUUUCACCACCCUCACCAUCGCUGACCAGAUCACUCUACUGAAGUCGGCCUGCCUGGAAAUAUUGAUGUUGAGAAUCUGCACACGCUACACCCCAGAACAGGACACUAUGACCUUCUCAGAUGGCCUGACUCUGAACCGGACCCAGAUGCACAACGCUGGCUUCGGACCUCUCACAGACCUGGUGUUUGCCUUCGCUGGCCAGCUUCUACCCCUGGAGAUGGACGACACAGAAACCGGCCUCCUCAGCGCCAUCUGCCUCAUCUGUGGAGACCGUAUGGAUCUAGAGGAGCCGCAGAAAGUAGAUAAGCUGCAAGAGCCUCUACUUGAAGCUCUGAAGAUCUACGCCCGGCGCCGUCGCCCCAACAAACUCCACAUGUUCCCCCGCAUGCUGAUGAAGAUCACCGACCUCAGGGGCAUCAGCACCAAGGGUGCAGAGAGAGCCAUCACUCUGAAGAUGGAGAUCCCAGGGCCAAUGCCUCCUCUGAUCAGGGAGAUGCUGGAGAACCCAGAGGCUUUUGAAGACCAAACAGAGGGCAAAGAGAGCCCGCCCCCCCCUCCUCCGCCACCACCACCUCCACCGCCCGCCCAGGUGAAGCAGGAGGUCGAGGAUGAGGACGACAGCUGGGCCACAGAGAACGGCAGCGAGCCAUCGCCGGAGGAGGAAGACGAAGACAAUGAUGACGAUGAAGAUCGAGACAGGGGCUCGGACAGUGAUGGGGAGCCCUGGGGGGUUCUGGAUGCCAUCGAUGGGGCGAGGAAAGGCCUUGUUGGGAGGGCGCAGUGAACCAAGCAUUUCAUACAUAUACACAUGCACAUACAGGUUAAAACACAAACAUACAUAGAGACAUACAACACGACCUCACCUACUCUCCACCUCAACAAAAUGCUGGCCCUCCCCCUGUCUCUCCUUACUGCACAUUACUGUGUCCUCCUCAGCGGAGCACAGCAGAGCCUUAUGUGUAUAGACACUUCUAACUCAGGCCUCAUGGUCCAUGACAACUGAACUACAGAACAUAAAGGAAAGGAGAGAUGACAGUAAACCAUAUGAACUCCUGGACGAGAGGGAAGUUAACGUGACAAUAAGAACAGAAUCUCUUUGAGAAAGCUUAACGCCGUUUUUUUUCCACUAUUGUUGUUUGUAACUGAAUAGGGGAACGGCCAAACCAGAACUGAGCAGUUGAUUCCAAUGGAUUACAACAAGCACAUUUCUCAAAAGACAACAAGAGUACAGGGCAAAACCAAAUCGAGUAUGCUAACCUUUGUUUUUGUGGUUAUUGCUUUUGAAUAUUGUUUUCAGUUUUACUUUUCUUAUUUGUUUCAAUUUAUGAAUAAGUCCAUACAUAUCUAUAUACCAUUAUAUUUUUGCCUUUGUUUGUUAUUCGGUUUUUUAUAUAUGAAUCCUUUUAGACAUUGUUUUCUUUGAAGAGCUUUCCUGAGAAGAUAUUCUUAAGGAAAGAAGGGUAAUCUGAACUGGCUGGGUCUUCCUCAUCAGCCACAUAUGUUUAGCUGGGGCUUUUGGGGGCACUAUGGCUCAAUGUGGAUGUCAAUGAUAAUCAACCCAGAGGACUAUUGUUAAUUUGCAGUGACUUAAUCAGUUUCUGUUAUCAGGGAAUUGGCAUUAUUAUAUUAAGCUCUCAUUGUAGCCGAUUUGUGCUGUCAAUGCUGAAAUAAUUUUGUGCCAAAGUUAGGAAAAGUCAUCUUUGGAGCAUGAGUUUGAGUACUGGCAGGGACACCAGCCUUGAUCCAGCAAUCCUCACAGCAGCGCGCUCAUUCAAACAUGCCCUAACACACCCUGAUAUCACACACACACACACACACACACACACACACACACACACACACACACACACACACACACACACACACACACA
Molecule: messenger RNA, 3071 nt
Organism: Notothenia coriiceps (black rockcod)
Lineage: Eukaryota; Metazoa; Chordata; Actinopteri; Perciformes; Nototheniidae
Gene: rarga
Product: retinoic acid receptor gamma a
Exons: 9
Coding region: 464-1984 (506 amino acids)
Biological process (GO): regulation of transcription by RNA polymerase II; cellular response to corticotropin-releasing hormone stimulus; retinoic acid receptor signaling pathway
Cellular component (GO): transcription regulator complex; nucleus
Molecular function (GO): RNA polymerase II cis-regulatory region sequence-specific DNA binding; zinc ion binding; nuclear glucocorticoid receptor binding
Source: RefSeq, a predicted model, not a curated record